This is a messenger RNA of Suhomyces tanzawaensis NRRL Y-17324, 189 nucleotides long. RefSeq lists its product as uncharacterized. The record is from RefSeq and is a predicted model, not a curated record. The transcript has a single exon. The coding region runs from base 1 to 189 and encodes 62 amino acids. NCBI's taxonomy places the organism in Eukaryota, Fungi, Ascomycota, Pichiomycetes, Serinales, Debaryomycetaceae.
AUGUUCAUUGGAUCUGGAGCUAUUUUGGUGCGUUUGACUCUGGAGCAGGUAGAUGGUAUGCAAAUACGUAAAUUGUGGUAUAUCCUGGCCAGGAAGGCGCAGGGAAGGUAUAUUCCAUGGCAGUUCGUAGAGUGGCAGAUCCUGUCCAGAAAGAGCUCCCAGUAUGAGGCCGCACCAUAUUGCGUCUAG